Messenger RNA from Periophthalmus magnuspinnatus, 4440 nucleotides. It is a transcript of the gene sel1l, whose product is annotated as SEL1L adaptor subunit of ERAD E3 ubiquitin ligase. The transcript has 20 exons. Gene Ontology annotation, biological process: ERAD pathway. Bases 482 to 2839 code for a protein of 785 amino acids. Gene Ontology annotation, cellular component: endoplasmic reticulum membrane. The record is from RefSeq and is a predicted model, not a curated record. Lineage: Eukaryota; Metazoa; Chordata; Actinopteri; Gobiiformes; Gobiidae. Gene Ontology annotation, molecular function: protein binding.
GUCGAAAGCACAAGACCCGGAAGUGUCUGUCAGGACCGUAGUGAAGCGGCUGAGGCGCAAAUAUUUCAUUUUAGACCCAACAUUUUUGCCUUUUACUCUGUUUUCUUCUAAGCAGCGACCCCCGGAGCCGCUCGUCUUUUAUUAGACCUUUGUGUAGUCUUUAUAAACACGCGGAUAUUUAUGUUUUUCUGCGCUGUUUGUGAGGCUAGUUGGAAUUUAGCCUGUUAGCAUUUAGCUCACACCUGCAAACCAAACAUUAGUUUUUCCUUAAAGCCUCUCUCUGUUCUACUUUCACUUCAGAAUCAGCCUCUCCGUCUUGUUCGCUCGAAGUGGACAUGGACUUUUGACAAACCGAGCUUUAAAAGCUUAGUUUAACAUGGAUUUGUACAAAUUUAACAGUAAAAGUGCUCUGAGCUAGCUGCAGGUUGAGUUAGCUGAAUGUUGAGCUGAUUCAGGCAGGUCCAGGAGCACAUUUACAACAAUGGGACAUAAACGUGGACUAAACACGAGCAGGACUUUACUUUAUGUGUCUGUUCUGAUUCUGCUCGUCUCCAGAGCAAUAACAGCAGACUUUAUAGAUACAAACCAGGAUGGAGAGGAGGAACCGCAGCUCAAGUCUUACAUCGAGGCAGAAGAUGAGGACGUCCAUGUUGAGGCUGAGGUCAUGACCCCAGAAGCGGAGAAAGAAGAGGAGGGUCUGAGGGGGGAAGAGAAGGAGGAUCUGCCCCUACAGCCUCCACCGGUGGAAGACAAGCCCAAAGAGAUCCCGGUGGUGAACGGCGGUACUGCACACGGGGAGCCCUGUGUGUUUCCCUUUUACUUCCAGGGGUCAGAAUACUCAGACUGCACCACAGACGGACGGAGGGACGGGAGGCUCUGGUGCUCCACCACAUACGACUAUGAGCAGGACAGGAAGUGGGGCUUCUGCGAGACGGAGGAGGAGGCGCAGCAGCGUCUGGACGCAGAAGAAGCUGAGGAGCAGUACCAGACUGUGGUCAAACUGCUGAACAGCACCACACGCAGAGCCCACAAGAGAGAUCUCUAUGAGAAGUUGGUGUCUGUGGCAGAGCGGGGACAUCACAAGGCCAUGGAGAAAGUCGCUUACGCUCUGCUGUUUGGAGACUUCCUGAACCAGAACGUGUCCAAGGCCAAAGACAUGUUUGAGAAGCUCGCGGUGGAGGGCUCCCCUAAAGCCCAGACGGCGUUGGGGUUCUUGUACGCCGCUGGACUCGGGGUGAACUCGAGUCAGGCCAAAGCUCUGGUGUAUUACACGUUUGGAGCUCUAGGGGGCAACCUUGUCGCUCACAUGAUCCUGGGUUACAGAUACUGGGGCGGCGUGGGCGUCCCUCAGAGCUGUGAGUCGGCCCUGACUCACUACAGACUCGUCGCAAACCAAGUGGCCAGUGACGUGUCUCUGUCGGGGGGCUGGGCGGUGCAGAGGGUCCGGCUCCUGGACGAGGUGGAGAGUCCGGGCUCGUCCAGUGGGAUGUUGGAGGAGGAUCUGAUCCAGUACUACCAGUUCCUCGCAGAGAAGGGAGACGUGCAGGCCCAGGUGGGGCUGGGGCAGCUGCACCUGCACGGAGGACGAGGGGUGGAGCAGAACCACCAGAGGGCGUUUGACUACUUCACUCAAGCUGCUAAUGCAGGAAACACUCACGCCAUGGCGUUCCUCGGGAAGAUGUACUCCGAGGGCAGUGAAUACAUCCCUCAGAACAAUGAGACGGCGCUGCAGUAUUUUAAAAAGGCCUCAGACCUGGGAAACCCGGUGGGACAGAGCGGUCUGGGGAUGGCGUAUCUUUACGGCCGAGGCGUCCCAGUGAACUAUGAGCUGGCUCUGAAGUACUUCCAGAAGGCAGCGGAGCAGGGCUGGGUGGAUGGACAGCUGCAGCUCGGGACCAUGUACUACAAUGGCAUCGGAGUGAAGAGGGAUUAUAAACAGGCUCUGAAGUUCUUUAACCUGGCGUCUCAGGCCGGGCACACGCUGGCGUUUUACAACCUGGCACAGAUGCACGCCACCGGGACCGGAGUGAUGCGCUCGUGCCACACGGCGGUGGAGUUGUUUAAGAACGUGUGCGAGCGCGGCCGCUGGUCCGAGCGCCUCAUGUCGGCGUACGGCAGCUUUAAGGAGGGACACACGGACGCGGCGCUCGUCCAGUAUCUGCUCCUCGCCGAACAGGGAUACGAGGUCGCCCAGAGCAACGUCGCCUUCAUCCUCGACCAGAAAGGAGCAAAGAUCUUCAGUGAGAACGAGACGUAUCCUCGAGCUCUGCUGCACUGGACCAGAGCCGCCGCACAAGGUUACACCGUCGCCCGGAUAAAACUCGGAGACUAUCACUUCUACGGAUACGGAACCGACGUCGACUACGAGACGGCGGUGAUUCACUACAGACUGGCCUCAGAGCAGCAGCACAGCGCCCAGGCCAUGUUCAACCUGGGAUACAUGCACGAGAAAGGACUGGGCAUCAAACAGGACAUUCAUUUGGCGAAGCGUUUCUACGACAUGGCGGCUGAGGCCAGUCCUGACGCUCAGGUCCCCGUGUUUCUGGCUCUGUGUAAACUGGGCCUCGUCUACACUCUGCACUAUCUGCAGGACCUCAAUGUGAAGGAGCUGAUCUCACAGGUCGACCUGGAUCAGCUCUUGGGACCGGAGUGGGACCUUUACCUCAUGACGGUCAUCGCUCUGCUGCUGGGAACUGUAAUCGCUUAUCGCCAACGGCAACACCAAAUCAUCCUGCCCCCCGCCCCCGCCAGAGCCGCCCCGGAGCAGAGAGACGCCGAGGGGCAAGAGGGGCAGAAUGAGACGCCCCCUCCCCCGCCACAACAGCCCGACCCUCAGUGAGAAGCAAAAGAAACGACCCGAGUUUAUAUGAAAUGACCCGAGUUCAACGAGUGGAAUUCACAACUCGAGUUUUGACUCGUUUACAUUUAUUUACUUCAAGCUCCUGUGUCACAAACUCUGAGCUUUACUCCAUGUUUCCUCCUCAAAAACAGACCUGGAGUUGUGUUUUGUUUCAUUCUCACAUGUUUAACACUUUAUUAUUAGUUUGUAACAUCUACAAAGCUCAAAACGCUCUGUUCCACCUUGUGAUGUCAUCAAGUGGUAGUUUUCGAUCUAACCUUUUAGCUCCAGAUCUGAAAUGAUCCAAAAGAGUUUGUUUUUGAGGAGUAACAGUUUACAGUGGUACACCGUUAAUUACGUCUGUUUUAUCAGUGGUGCAGUUGGUUGAGGGUUAUCACAUUAACUGGAAGGUAGCUGGUUUGAUUCCCACUUAAAUACAGAUGUUGUGUCCCUGGGCAAGGCACUUAACAUUCAUUUCUUUUUUGACCAGAGGCUUCCAAUGAAAAAAAACAACACUUUACUGUGAUGUUUAAAAACGUGUCUUAUAUUUGUGUAUCGAUGAGGAUCUGAUUUUGAUAUUUAAAAAGUCUCACAGGAGCCAAAAGAGUAAACGAACCGCAGAGAUAAGUAGAGACUUAAGUAAAUAUAAACUGGUCAAAGGUCAAAGGUCGUGAAUUCAAGUCAUUGUUUAAAGCUCCAGAUCACACUGUUCUGACCUGCUCUCAUGUUUCCUCAUCAGACCUGGAGUUUUGUUUCAUUCACACAUGUUUGACACUUGAUGACAUCACAAGGUGGAACGGAGCAUUUUGAGGUUUGUAGAUGUUACAGACGAAUAAUAAAGUGUCAAACGUGUGAAUGAAACAAAACUCCAGGUCUGUGUUUGAGGAGGUUGGAGCUUUAAACUUAUGUAGAUGCACCGAGACACAGACAGGGGGCAGUGUGGGACAGACACGACAGACUAAAGCCACGCUGCUCGUCUUUAUGCAGAACUUUUUAGACUCAUUAGACUUUUUUUUCCUGAUUUUUGUCUUUGGAGCGCCCCCUGCAGUUUAAGUGGAGCACUGUCCAAUCCAAUAGACCCCUGAGCUCUGACUCCGCGCUGUGGACGACGCCACGUGAAUCACCUUCUGUUUGGGAUCAUCCUCAUCAUCCUCGCGACCAGCAGGGGGAGACAAAGACACUGUAUUCACCCAUAAUUCAUUUCACCGUCACAAACUCUUGAAACCGCAGCUUAGUUCUGCUUUAAACGCGUCCAAACUGCAAAGACGCUUCAAGAGACAGUGGUGGACCUGCAGAUGAGAAAAUGGACUCACUAAAUGAUUCUUAGUUUUGAAAAAUCUUUAUCCAAAUGUCCCCGACAACGCAUGUUUCAGCCAAGUUUUAUGUUAAAUUCAGACACGUUUCAGCCAUGUUUCUGUUUGAAUUCAGCCGUGGACUCUGUAAAAACAUGAGCCUUGUCAUUUUGGAUUUAGAAGUUUUUGUUUUUGUUGUUUUUAGGUCAAUGAAAGUUUGAGAAAAUUAGUCCAGAUAAAAAUCAGGUCCAGAUAAAUCUUUAACACUUGAAACGCUGGAAUUAAAAUAAAUAAUUUAUGACGAUGUGA